UCGUUUCUUCCUGCCUUGGGUCGGUUCCCCUGACGGCCCGGUACCGGAGUAACGAGCCGGGACCUAACGAGCCGGGACCUAACGAGCGAGGCGUCGGGUCGCUCUCAGGGUGUGAAGAAAGUGUUUCUGAUUUUUAGCUUCUUCUUUUUUUAUCGCCGCGGAAGAUAAGAGGAAGUAAAGCAGGAGGAAAUUCACUCAAAUCUGUUUGUUCUGCUUUGCUUUGGGUCUGUCGUAACCCGGCGCCGGGGGGGAAACCAGAACCCUUCGUCUCUCUGAGCUGCGUCAGCUCACGUGGAGCGCGCCUCCUCCCUGUCCGGCCUCCGCCAUGUCUCCACCCGUCCGCUCCUGCUGACGGAGCCACCGACUCGCCGCGGCCAGAGGAGCGCUGGGAAUGAGCGCUCCGUCCAGGAGGCGGCGCUGCUGAGACCCGAUCCGCCCGCGGAGAUCGAGCUUCCGCCGGCGCCGCCAUGGACGAGUUCUCCACCCGGACGUACGGCACCAGCGGCCUGGACAACAGACCUCUGUUUGGAGAGACGUCGGCUCGGGAUCGGAUCGUCAACAUGGUGGUGGGAGGCUUUACGUCUCUGGUGGUUCUGGUGACGGUGAUCGGCUCGUUCCUGUUCCCCUCGCUGCCGCCGCGGCCGCUCAACAUCUUCUUCGCUGCCUGCAUCCUGCUGGCGUGCGGCUCCACCGUAGUGCUGAUAUUCUGGUACCGACAGGGCGACCUGGAGCCCAAGUUCAGGAAGCUGAUCUACUACAUGCUGGCCACCAUCGUGCUGCUGUGUUUAUGUGCCAACCUUUACUUCUUCGACGUCAGGUAGAGGAGGAGGAGGAGGGGACGGCACGGCGGACCGACCAAAAACAGACUAGUUUACACGGAGAGGCUGGCUGGGACCAAAGGUUUGUCAUUUCCUGGUGAGAAUGUGCUCUGAGGGGAACGCCAUAACUCAGCCUGGAGGACAAACCGGACCCAAACGAGCUCGUUAACACGCAGACGGACGAUAACCAGGAUCGACGAGGAGAAAUCUGCCGUUUUGUCUGCCUACAUCCAUGUUUCUGUGAUCGUUUGUGUUUCAGACAGGCUGAGUCAUCCGGCCUGGAUUAUCACCCCGCAGGCAGGGCGACAGCCUAAUCUCCUGGGAAUAAAGGACCUGAACUAAGAUAGACCUCCACCGGGGGGCGCCGGAGAGUCCAGCUGGAAUGAAAGAUGCUGAAUAAAAUCGGUUGUUUUUGUCUAAAAAAAAAAAAAAAAAAAGUGAUAAAGAAUUGAAGUUGACGUUGAAUCGGGUUUUGCUGCAGUGAGUUAAAGUGAAAGCAGAUUCAGAUUCGUUCCUCUCUGCUGCAGGAAGCCCCACCGGGUCGCCAUCUUUGUUGGUUUGAAGUUAAAACUGGAAACCUCAGAUCAGCUGCCGGCUGUCUCUUCAGGAGGCUAAAAAUAGAAGGAUGACUCUAAAUAUGGCCAUAAAUGACUUUAAACCAGUGUCUGCUAAGUUUUACAGCCUUUUUUUUUUUCUCAGUGGUGGUGCGUUCAGGGGAGGCUCUCUGGUCAGGAAAUCUCACUUUUGUCUGAAGCUUCUUUUAGUCUCCUGGUUUUAACGGGUUUUCCUGCUGUAGUCUGGACCAAAUGCAGCACAUCGGCGACUCACAGCGUUGUUAGCUUUUUAGAUUCAUUAACUUUUAGUUUGUGCAGACGCCGGCUUCAACGUCAGACACCGAAAAAAAAAAAAAAGAUUUGCACCGUUAACCUGCUGGUCUUUAAAUCUGAGCGGCACUCGUAGCUCUGACUGUUAAUUUCUAAAGUAAAAGCUGCAGCCGGGCCUCAGAUCUAAAGCCUCGGCUUCUGCUGCAGGGCCUUAAAGCUGGGAGCUAAAAAUCACAUCGUUUAGAAACUGAAAUCAUGUUCCUGUCAUUAAUUAUGACCAAAGACUGUUAACAAUUCAGUUGUUUUAUUUCCUGGAUGUUGCAACCGACUGUUAGACAAAAAAAAAAAAAAAGACAAAGUUUACCAAUUUUUAAUAAACGCAGUCUGGUCAGGA
Fundulus heteroclitus (mummichog) is the source of this 2036-nucleotide messenger RNA. It is a transcript of the gene tmem243b, whose product is annotated as transmembrane protein 243, mitochondrial b. The coding region runs from base 468 to 821 and encodes 117 amino acids. The transcript has 5 exons. The record is from RefSeq and is a predicted model, not a curated record. Lineage: Eukaryota; Metazoa; Chordata; Actinopteri; Cyprinodontiformes; Fundulidae.